AUGGGAGACGGAGGCGAUGCAGCAGAAAACAUGACGGAUGAAAGAAGAAAUUCUGGUGCCAACAAGGCAGGUUUUACCUAUCACAGACAAUCCGUUUCGCUCGAACUACCAGCUAGUUAUAGCCAAUGGACGAAGCACGAGCCAUGCGAUAACUCAACCCCGCCUGAGCAGUCUCUCUUCUACGGAGGAGUUGGAAAUCUCAAAAAUAUCCGGAAAACGUCUUGGUCGUCAUUCGCCUGA
Messenger RNA from Paracoccidioides brasiliensis Pb18, 240 nucleotides. RefSeq lists its product as uncharacterized. The record is from RefSeq and is a predicted model, not a curated record. The coding region runs from base 1 to 240 and encodes 79 amino acids. The transcript has a single exon.